Molecule: messenger RNA, 3775 nt
Organism: Pogonomyrmex barbatus (red harvester ant)
Lineage: Eukaryota; Metazoa; Arthropoda; Insecta; Hymenoptera; Formicidae
Gene: Iswi
Product: nucleosome-remodeling ATPase imitation SWI
Biological process (GO): nucleosome organization
Cellular component (GO): chromatin; nucleus
Molecular function (GO): histone binding; nucleosome binding; ATP hydrolysis activity
Source: RefSeq, a predicted model, not a curated record
CACGUCUCGAGACCACCGGCGCAACAUGGCGGUUAAUGGCGAUGCGCAUCGGUGUUUGACGCGGUGUGGACGGUGCAUUCGAUCAUCUUCGAUGCGUCGGCAACGAUCGUGACUGGCCGGGGAAGAAGUGGUCAUCGGCGAUACGUGAGAGAAUCGAAACGUACCGUCUGUACGCGACACACGUGCACCAGACGCGAGUAACGCGAUCGACGAGGAUCGACGAGGAUCGACGAAGGGGAACUGCGAGCCGUGAGCCGUGCGUGUUGAGCGCGAGGCCAAGAUGUCCAAGCCGGACGAGAACGCGGACACCGGCGACACCGGGGACAACUCGAACGGGUCCUCGGCGGAGACGACGUCGUCGAGAGGCGGCGAUUUCGAGACUAAGCUCGAGACGGAUCGUAGUAAGCGGUUCGAUUAUCUGCUGAAGCAAACGGAGAUAUUCUCGCAUUUCAUGACGAACAAUCAGAAGGACAAGGCUGGCAGUCCGUUGAAGAUCAAAGCUGGCAGACCCCGAAAACAGCCGGAGAACCCGGUAAAGUCGGAUUCCGGCGAUCACAGGCAUCGUAAGACAGAGCAGGAGGAGGACGAGGAACUGCUGGCGGAAAGUAACGCCAAUGUGGCGCCCACCACGCGCUUCGAAUCCUCUCCUCACUACAUCAAGUCCGGUGAGCUGCGCGAUUAUCAAAUACGCGGCCUAAAUUGGAUGAUAUCUCUCUACGAGCACGGUAUAAACGGAAUCCUGGCGGACGAGAUGGGUCUUGGUAAGACGCUACAGACCAUCUCUCUGCUGGGAUACAUGAAACACUUCCGAAAUAUUCCUGGCCCUCACAUCGUUAUUGUUCCAAAAUCAACGCUGGCCAAUUGGAUGAACGAGUUUAAGAAGUGGUGUCCCAGUCUCAGAGCUGUUUGCCUGAUCGGAGACGCAGAGACCAGGAAUACCUUCAUCCGAGACGUGAUGAUGCCUGGGGAGUGGGAUGUAUGUGUCACUUCUUAUGAGAUGGUUAUUAAAGAGAAGUCUGUGUUUAAGAAAUUCAACUGGCGCUAUAUGGUGAUAGACGAGGCUCACAGAAUUAAGAACGAAAAGUCCAAGCUGUCAGAGAUUCUUAGGGAAUUCAAGACUACCAAUCGGCUUCUCCUCACCGGCACGCCGCUUCAAAACAAUCUCCAUGAAUUGUGGUCCUUGCUGAAUUUCCUCUUGCCUGAUGUAUUCAACAGUUCGGAUGAUUUUGACUCGUGGUUUAAUACCAACAGCUUUUUAGGUGACAAUUCUUUAGUUGAAAGAUUACACGCGGUUCUAAGACCAUUCCUCUUGAGACGCUUGAAAUCCGAGGUGGAGAAAGGACUCAAACCCAAGAAGGAGAUCAAGGUGUACAUCGGUCUAAGCAAAAUGCAGAGAGAAUGGUAUACCAAGGUAUUGAUGAAAGAUAUAGACAUCGUGAAUGGCGCGGGAAAGAUCGAGAAGAUGAGGCUGCAGAAUAUUUUGAUGCAACUUCGAAAGUGCUGCAAUCAUCCGUACCUGUUCGAUGGCGCCGAGCCUGGACCGCCGUACACCACCGACGAGCAUCUUGUUUACAAUUGCGGCAAAAUGGUGAUACUCGAUAAACUGUUGCCCAAGCUGCAGCAGCAAGAGUCGCGCGUUCUGAUAUUCAGCCAGAUGACAAGAAUGCUGGAUAUUCUGGAGGACUAUUGUCACUGGCGAGGCUUUCAGUAUUGUCGACUGGACGGCAAUACAGCUCACGAGGAUCGGCAGAGGCAGAUAAACGAGUACAACGCACCCGGCAGUGAGAAGUUCAUCUUCAUGCUGUCGACCCGCGCCGGCGGUUUGGGUAUCAACUUGGCGACCGCCGACGUGGUAAUUAUUUACGACUCCGAUUGGAAUCCGCAAAUGGACUUGCAGGCGAUGGAUCGCGCGCACCGUAUAGGCCAGCAAAAGCAGGUGCGAGUCUUUAGGUUUAUCACGGAGAACACGGUGGAGGAAAAGAUCGUCGAGCGAGCGGAAGUGAAAUUGCGCUUGGAUAAGCUCGUUAUCCAGCAGGGACGAUUGGUCGACGCUAAGCAGACGGCGUUGAACAAGGACGAGAUGCUGAAUAUGAUCAGACACGGCGCGAACGAGGUGUUCGCGUCCAAGGACAGCGCCAUCACCGACGAGGAUAUAGAUACGAUAUUGCAAAAGGGCGAGGCGAAGACGGAGGAGAUGAAGCAGAAACUCGAGAGCCUUGGCGAAUCAUCGUUACGUAAUUUCACCGUCGACGCGCCAACGGAUUCCGUGUAUCAAUUCGAGGGCGAGGAUUACCGCGAGAAACAAAAAAUUCUCGGAAUAGGCAAUUGGAUCGAGCCGCCUAAACGCGAACGUAAAGCCAAUUACGCCGUCGACGCUUAUUUCCGAGAAGCAUUAAGGGUGUCAGAGCCGAAAGCACCAAAGGCACCGAGACCACCAAAACAACCGAUAGUACAAGAUUUUCAGUUCUUUCCUCCACGGCUUUUCGAAUUGUUGGAUCAGGAAAUUUAUUAUUUCAGACAAACAGUCGGUUACAAAGUCCCGAAGAAUCCGGAGCUUGGGUCGGAUGCCGCCCGGAUUCAGAAGGAAGAGCAGCGUAAAAUCGACGACGCCCAGCCGCUCACCGACGAGGAGAUCGCCGAGAAAGAGAAGCUGCUGCUUCAGGGUUUCACCAACUGGACAAAACGAGACUUCAAUCAGUUCAUCAAAGCGAACGAGAAGUACGGCCGCGAUGACAUUGAGAACAUAGCGAAGGAGGUCGAGGGUAAAACGCCGGAGGAAGUCAUGGAGUAUUCGGCCGUUUUCUGGGAACGAUGCCACGAACUUCAGGAUAUAGAUCGCGUGAUGGCGCAGAUCGAGCGCGGCGAGGCCAAGAUCCAAAGACGCGCCGGCAUCAAGAAGGCGUUGGACGCGAAGAUGGCCAGGUACCGCGCACCCUUCCAUCAGCUCAGGAUAGCGUACGGCACGAACAAGGGCAAGAACUACACCGAGGAGGAGGACAGAUUUCUCGUUUGCAUGCUGCACAAGCUCGGAUUCGACAAGGAGAACGUGUACGAGGAACUGCGCGCCACGGUGAGGUCGGCGCCGCAAUUCCGCUUCGAUUGGUUCGUCAAGUCCCGCACCGCGUUGGAGUUGCAACGUCGUUGCAACACCCUGAUAACCCUCAUAGAACGCGAGAAUCAGGAGCUCGAGGAGCGCGAGAGGCAGGAGAGGAGAAAAAAGGGCAGCAACGUAGGAACGAAGCCUACGUCGAAGCGAAAGCAGGAGAACCUGCCGGCGCCCCAGGACAAGCCGCGGAAAAAGAAGAAGUAAAAACGAUUUGGUGUGACAUCGACGACAUACAUUCUGGACUCUUAAAACUCACUUUUCACAGCUCCUACGCGUUGAUACUGACUGAAGUACGGACCACGGGUAUUCAUUAAUAGGACACACAAAGGCGCUUUUUUCUAUAUUUACAAAUUUACUCAUCCUCACCGCAAACGUACUCCAUGUGUGACUCCAGACUUAGUAUUUCAUAUUCCAUUGUAACGAGAUACAUUCUUAGAUAACGACUGCCAAGUUCAUCGGGCCUCAUCGAAUUGUUUGCAGCGACACGAAUCACCUUAAACAUUUCGCCGUAAUUGAUCUCUGAAUAUGAACUCGCAUAAUCGCGAAACUAGAUUAAUGCCGCAGAAUCGACGAUAGCUACACCGAUGGACUAGGUAGAACUUGAGACGUUGUUCGAGUGUUUUUCAUGUGCUCACGAAUGCCUGACUGCGAGAUGAAAAAUAGACAAAA